CAAAGUCGAAGCCUAAAUCCCUUCUAUGCAGGUUUUAAUUCGGCGACCGCCGUGGCCGAAAGCUUCUGCCGUUGACGGCGACGAUGAUGCUGAGAUGCUGCUCCAGGCUUCGGUGUCUAGCUCUUCAUUCUCGCCAAGCUCUUGCUUCAACAUCUUCCCGUCGUCUGCUUCACUACGCCCCGCAUCCUCUCCUGUUUUCUUCCUGUAAUCGGCUUCCUUCUCCCCUCUUCAAUGCCUCUUCGUCAUGCCCUCCCACAUUGGCUUCUCACGCCUUUCGCUCUUCUCCUUUACCUCUCUCUUUGGUUCAAGUUCGACACGUUUCUUCAAGAGAGCGGAAGAAGAGAAGAAAACCAAUGACUCCGGUCACUUCCAAGAUUAAGAAAUUCAAGAUGAAAUUUUACUCGUCUUACAAAUCCAGGUUCAGAACAUUGAAUGAUGGGACAAUCAGGCGCUGGAAGGAGGGCAAGCGACACAAUGCUCAUUUGAAGGCCAAUUGCAUGCACACAUUAACCUUCCUAAGGAUCAUGUUUUGCACUUCUUUGUGAUGAAAAGAUAGGAGAGGAAGAGUAAGGGAGGGAUGGAUAUUGAUAAUGUUUCCUAAAUAUAGGCUUAGCGAUUGUGGUGCAUGACUCUCCCCAACUACUUGUAAUAAACAAAUGAAGCCAUGUAUUCAAAGAUAAUGACUAAAUACUGUUUUUGCAAUUUACUACAACUUAUGGUCGCGUGUAAUCUGGCUUUCAUCAUUGAUAGGUUAUAGCUGAAUUUGAAUCUCCUUAGGAUGCUCCUUUAUAAACUUUGCGGGCGCAUUAAUAUGUACAGGCCGUUGAGAAAAACUGAAGUGCUAUUGGCUUCAUUGAGGACUUGUUUUGGUGUUUGCCGUUACUAUGACGUGGUUUUAUUUUAAUUUAUUACUAAGAAGAUGGAUAAUCUAAAAUGCCAAUUAGUUGUAUUCGUUGUGUUUGUGGCAUGACUGCUUUGACAUGGAUGCUAUGGGCCGAAUUAUGCAUAGCACAUGGUUAUAACAUAUUCUUUUGACUAUUUCAUGCUAGCAAAGUAGCUUGCAUGGGUUGUAGCUACAUUGUGAGGCCUUUCUUCGGAUAGGUGGCCUUACAUGUGUGCGCAUGGUUUUGGAUUAUGAAAAGAUGGUUUGGUGUAUGCUUAGGCCCUGUGUUAACAUCUGUUGCAAAAGCAGUACAAAGUAAGAAUUUGAAAUGGUAAUUGAAUGUCUACUCUAAUUAAUUCUGGC
This is a messenger RNA of Neltuma alba, 1246 nucleotides long. RefSeq lists its product as uncharacterized. The transcript is spliced from 4 exons. Gene Ontology annotation, molecular function: structural constituent of ribosome. Gene Ontology annotation, cellular component: ribosome. The record is from RefSeq and is a predicted model, not a curated record. The coding region runs from base 84 to 545 and encodes 153 amino acids. Gene Ontology annotation, biological process: translation. Lineage: Eukaryota; Viridiplantae; Streptophyta; Magnoliopsida; Fabales; Fabaceae.